This is a messenger RNA of Striga asiatica, 426 nucleotides long. Lineage: Eukaryota; Viridiplantae; Streptophyta; Magnoliopsida; Lamiales; Orobanchaceae. The record is from the annotation of a GenBank genome assembly.
AUGAGCAAGACUCUCAAAGGAAAAUACUUCCCAAAUUCAUCUCUGUGGAAAGCACAUCACAAGAGUUCCGACUCGUGGCUAUGGAGCACCUGGCUAAAAAUCAUACUGCACCUGAAAAAGAGAGUCAUCAUGUCAAUUGGGGAUGGCAAAAACACCGAUAUAUGGAGCGACCCCUGGAUAGCAGAACUUCAGAAGCUCUCUCCAGCUCUGGAAUUUAAUUCAGAUUACCUAAAGCUUAAAAAAGUCUGUGACUUGCUGAAAUCAAAUGGUAUUGCUUGGGAUAAAGACCUUAUCGAGCAAUCUUUCAAGCCCGAAGAAGCCCAAAUGAUUCUGAACAUUCCUCUCAAACCAGCAAGGCAAAUUCUCGGUCAAGUCGGCCUACGGGUCCAUUCUCUUAGAAAAGGCGGCGAAAUCAACCUCCCCUGA